Molecule: messenger RNA, 423 nt
Organism: Penicillium cosmopolitanum
Lineage: Eukaryota; Fungi; Ascomycota; Eurotiomycetes; Eurotiales; Aspergillaceae
Exons: 2
Coding region: 1-423 (140 amino acids)
Source: RefSeq, a predicted model, not a curated record
AUGCAUUAUUCCACUCUAGUGCUUCUGGAGCUCUCUUACCUUCAGAUUGCCUCUGCGGCAGUGAUAUCCCAGCGUUCCAUUCUUCAGGGCUGGUCUCUUCAGGCUAGCACCUGCCCUAGCGGAUCCCAAUCCUGUAACGAUGGAGGAUGCUGCCCAAGUGGUCUUUACUGCUUCAGUGCAAAGACCGCUGAGGUCGCUUCGUGCUGCACUUCAAUCUGUGUUGGUGCGGUUGAGGGCUCACCUAAAUGCGCCGACUCAAGUUGGUCGCUGUGGCAAGGAUUACAGGGUAACGACUUCUGUUGCCAGGUUGGACUUGUUGGUGUCUACCAAUCAACUGGCACUGUUGCUGGUACUUGUGUUUCCUCCGGUCAGGCAGGAUCUGCUACUACUGCUAGACUUGUAUGCCGCCCGGAGACGAGGUAA